Molecule: messenger RNA, 1402 nt
Organism: Raphanus sativus (radish)
Lineage: Eukaryota; Viridiplantae; Streptophyta; Magnoliopsida; Brassicales; Brassicaceae
Product: putative two-component response regulator ARR19
Exons: 5
Coding region: 107-1402 (431 amino acids)
Biological process (GO): phosphorelay signal transduction system; cytokinin-activated signaling pathway
Molecular function (GO): DNA binding
Source: RefSeq, a predicted model, not a curated record
UAUAAUAUAAAAAGCUUCAUUCUUUUUCGUAAUAAGAUACAUACAUGUUCUAACAUACAUAUUAUCUCUUGCUUUCUUCCAAACCUCUACAAAAGUAACUUUUCUAAUGUCUAUAAGAAAUAUAACCGAGGAUGGAGAUAAAACUCUCUUACUGCAGCAAGAAAUUUCUGAAAUCAGCUCUCCUCUCAGUGAAUUUCCGCCGAGUACUAAUGUUCUGGUUGUCGACGGCAGUCUCAGCACUUUACUUAAUAUGAAAGAAAUCAUGGAACGCUGUGCCUAUCAAGUGACGGCUUAUGCGGACGCAGAAGAAGCCAUUGCGUUUCUGACAAACUCUAAACAUGAGAUUAAUAUUGUAAUUUGGGAUUAUCAUAUGCCUGGAAUUAAUGGACUCCAAGCUCUCGCAAUCAUUGGUUCAAAGAUGGAUCUUCCUGUAAUAAUUAUGUCAGAUGACGAUCAAACAGAAUCAGUCAUGGACGCAAUGGUACAUGGUGCAUGCCACUAUGUUAUGAAACCCGUUAGAAAAGAGAUCAUAGCCACCAUAUGGCAACACAUUGUACGCAAGAGGAUGAAAUCUAAAACCGGUUUAGUUCCACCGGCUGUGGCUCAUGAUGACUGUUCAAAGCAAGAAAAAGAGGAAGCAAUAACAAAGAAACGAAGAAGGAUAGGUAUAGAAGAAACUCAACCAAUGCAAUCAGAUUUGGUUAAGAGUAACGGCUCAGACCAAGACAGCAACGAUUCCAGGAGCGUAAGCAAUUACAACUGUGAACAAAGCAUAAAUAAUAAAAAUGCGAGAUAUUUCAAGAAACCGCGGAUGACGUGGACCGGAGAUCUUCAAGAGAAAUUUCUCGAAGCCAUCAAAAUAGUUGGUGGGCCUAAAAAAGCUAGUCCAAAGAUACUUCUCAAAUGCUUGCAAGACCUGAAGAUCGAAGGACUCACUAGAAACAAUGUGUCCAGUCAUCUUCAGAAACAUCGUCUAAGUCUUGAACAGAACCAAAUUCCUCAACAGUUUCCAGAGACUGAUUGGUCUAGUUUGUGUAGACCUUCGCCUUUCUUAGGUAUGAACAAUGGUUUCAUUGCACCAUCACCCUUUAUGAAUGGUCCAGCUGUUUACCCGGUCCAGGAAAAUCAAUAUCAAAAUGGUUACUUGUCAACGAACAACAACCACUUCGUUACCAAUAAUAUGCCUGGUUUGUCCUACUUUAACAAUGAUCACCAUCUCCAGCAGCAGUAUCAACAACGACAAUAUCAGCUUCCAAAUCAGGUGAAUAACAUGAUGAGAAGGAAUGAACCUCAACAAGCUUAUAAUGGCAUUGGUUUAACAGAUCUCGAGUCCUCAACUUAUCCAAGUUUGCCUAACGAUCUAGACGAGUUUCUAUUCGAUGGCUACAAUUUCGGUAACUGA